Messenger RNA from Tripterygium wilfordii, 983 nucleotides. RefSeq names its product protein TRANSPARENT TESTA 16. The record is from RefSeq and is a predicted model, not a curated record. The transcript is spliced from 7 exons. Gene Ontology annotation, biological process: positive regulation of transcription by RNA polymerase II. The coding region runs from base 99 to 830 and encodes 243 amino acids. NCBI's taxonomy places the organism in Eukaryota, Viridiplantae, Streptophyta, Magnoliopsida, Celastrales, Celastraceae. Gene Ontology annotation, cellular component: nucleus. Gene Ontology annotation, molecular function: protein dimerization activity; DNA-binding transcription factor activity, RNA polymerase II-specific; RNA polymerase II cis-regulatory region sequence-specific DNA binding.
AAGAAAGUGUUUCUCUCUUCCCUUCCAUCUCUUGCUUUACAAGACAUACCAAGAGAGCAGAACUGUGGUUAAUUCUAGGGUUUGAUUUGAUAAUUAUUAUGGGGAGAGGGAAGAUAGAGAUCAAGAAGAUUGAGAACCAGACAACAAGGCAAGUGACAUUCUCAAAGAGGAGAGGAGGUCUUUUGAAGAAGACACAUGAGCUUUCUGUGCUUUGUGAUGCCCAAAUUGGGCUUAUUAUCUUCUCUGCAACUGGAAAGUUGUGCCAGUACUGCAGUGACUCUUCAAGGAUGGAGGAUAUCAUAGAAAGGUACCAGAAGGUUACCGGAGCUCGAAUCCCUGAACAUGACGACAGGGAACAGAUACAGCAUGAAUUGACAGUGCUGAGAAAAGAAACUAAGCGUCUUCAACUAAGUAUGCAGUGUUACACUGGUGAAGACAUGGCUUCUAUUCCCUUUGAUCAGUUGCAAGAACUUGAACAACAACUUGAACGCUCCGUUAACAAAGUCCGCGACCGCAAGAAGGAGCUAUUGCAACAGCAGCUGGACAAUCUUCGCAGGAAGGAGCGAAUUCUGGAGGAGGAAAACAGCAACAUGUACCGCUGGAUCCAGGAGCAUCGGGCGGCGUUGGACUAUCAGCAGGCAAUGGUGGGAGAAGCGAAGCCGGUGGAGCAUCAUCAUCAUCAGCAGCAGCAGGCAAUGCUUGAUCAUUUAUCCCAGCUGUAUGGAGAACAGCCAAGUAGUGUGCUUCAACUUGGAACCAAUAUUCCUCCUCAGUUUCAUCCUUACCAUCUCCAGCUUGCUCAGCCUAACCUUCAAGAUUCCAAUCUCUAGACUAUUAUAUCUAUAAUCUUGGGCAGUUGUUUCUCUAAGAAGGGCUUUGCUCCUGAGGGCAAAGACAUAUAUAUAUAUAUAGGGGAGUAGAUUAAUUUCACAUGCUAUAAGGACAGCUUUUUUCCUUUUUUUUUUUAAUUUGGUCAUUGGAUU